Messenger RNA from Pseudonaja textilis, 948 nucleotides. RefSeq names its product cilia and flagella associated protein 107 (gene CFAP107). Gene Ontology annotation, biological process: flagellated sperm motility. Lineage: Eukaryota; Metazoa; Chordata; Lepidosauria; Squamata; Elapidae. The record is from RefSeq and is a predicted model, not a curated record. Gene Ontology annotation, cellular component: axonemal microtubule.
AUGCUGCAGCCUUGAGCUGUACCCCACGUGCAGAUAAAAGGGGUCCCCCGACGCCAGAGAUGCUCUUCCGUUUAUCCUCCUGAUGGUCAGCCAGACCUUCCAAGGAACUAGAAGCAUCCCUGAUGCAUCCGGCCCCACAGCUCUGAACCCCAUAGAACAAGCCCAUAGACUGCAUGGCAACAGAAUCUCCUGUUGCCGUGUCACAGGAGGGUAACCAAGGUGAUGGGCAACAAUGGAGAACCUGAGAGAAAGCAACGCUGCCACAAAGGAGCCCCCAGAAGCUCUCAGCCAGAGGAGGAGAAAGGAAGCUGGUGGGGCGGUGGUGGAACAUGAUUAAUCUAUGCAGAGAUGUCCAGGAAUGCACCAUCCCCAGCUGGAAGGUGGAGCCAAAGUACUCAACCAAAGUGCUCAUUGGAAACUGGGGAGAGGAGAGGAGAAGGUUUGUCUGCGAUAACAAGGGGACCAGUCAAAGCACCUUCAAACAAGAUUUUAUUCCUUUCCACACCGGGACCCCAGACCGAACUGUGAUGCGGAGGCUUAUGAAGCGGCUGGAAGGCCUGCCACGGAAGUAUAUCUUGACCCACUGUGAAGAGGCCAGGCAUCGGCACCUGGUCACGCAGUACGACGAUCAAUACAACAGGCACGGCCACAACCCACAGCUGCCUCCACUCCGCAAAUGGGACAGGCACAAACUGGCAUGGACGCCAGAGAAAUCAGACUACCCCCUGGUUGAGCCCCCCACCAGCUACGGACUUUUGGAGCACCUGAUGGACACCUGGCACCGUAAAGAGCCGGAAGGGGCCAAGAGCGUCUACCACAGCUCCUACCCCAAGCCUCCCGCCUCGGCAUAUACCCAUCGCCAGCGGCCGGACACCAGGCGCAUCCUGGAGCAGAGCCGCCAGCAGUGGCUGCCCAGAAGCCUGGAUGCCCCUGCCUGAGAAGGGCAGA